AUGGGUUCAUCAACUCCUUCAGCGUAUUUUGCUCGAUGUACGGUUGAGAAAACCCUUUCCGAACUUCACACGAAUACCGAAACUGGACUUACUACAAGCGAAGCUCUUUAUAAACAAAAAACUUGUGGUUAUAACGAAUUUGAAGUCGAAGAUGGCGAAUCAGUCAUUAUUAAAUUCUUCAAACAAUUUAUAGAGAACCCACUUAUCUUAUUACUUCUUGGUUCGGCAGCUAUUUCCUUAGUGAUGGGAAACCGUAACGACGCCUUUUCUGUACUUUUAGCGGUAUUAAUUGUCACAACAGUUGGUUUUGUACAAGAGUAUCGGUCUGAAAAGUCAUUGGAAGCACUUAAUAAACUAGUCCCCCAUUUCUGUCAUCUGAAUCGUGAUAACUCGUGGACUACUACUUCGGCGACUGUUUUGGUACCAGGUGACUUGGUUCGCUUCGGUAUCGGAGACAGAAUUCCCGCCGAUGUUCGGAUAAUUUCCGCUACAAGUUUGGAAAUCGAUGAAUCUAAUUUGACUGGUGAAGCCAAAUCACGUUCAAAAAUAACAGAAAUGAUUCCUUUUGAUAAUGGUCAUGGCGAGUUAACAAUACAGGAGCGAAGAAAUAUUGCAUUCAUGGGAACUCUUGUCAGAAAUGGACAUGGACAGGGUAUAGUUGUUGGUACUGGGUCACAGACAGAAUUUGGUGUUGUGUUUUCCAUGGUCAAGGAGGCUGAGACACCAAAAACACCAUUUCAAUUAAGUAUGAAUGAACUUGGGAAAACGUUAUCUUAUUUAUCCGGUGCUAUAAUUGUAGUUAUUGUCUUGAUUGGAAUUCUCCAAGGACGUGAAUGGCUUGAAAUGUUUACUAUUGGAGUAAGUUUGGCUGUGGCCGCUAUUCCUGAAGGACUUCCAAUUGUUGUCGCCGUAACCUUGGGUUUGGGGAUUUUAAGAAUGGCAAAAAAGCAUGCAAUUAUAAAGAAGUUACCUUCUGUAGAAACUCUUGGAUCCGUCAAUGUGAUUUGUGUUGAUAAAACUGGUACCCUAACUGAAAAUGUUAUGACCGUCACAAAGAUAUUUACUUUAGACGAGGAAAAUAUCUUCGAUUUGGAACAUGGGUUACCCACAAAGACCAGUUCUGCUAUGCGUGAAGUUCUUAAAAUUGGUAUGACAUUUAACUACAUUGAUGAAAGGGGAAAGAAAUAUGGACAAGCAACAGAUGUCGCUUUACUUGAUGUUAUAAUAAAAAUGAAUAUGGAAGAUGAUAUAAAGAACUUUUGCCGCAAAUCCGAAAUUCCUUUUAAUUCCGAUCAAAAAUGGAUGUCAGUGACUGGAAGAUAUGAAGGAUCUCAGAUAGAUACAGUUUUCUUUAAAGGGUCCAUUGAAGCAGUUUUGUCAAGAUGUGUAACUUAUUAUGUAUCUGAGACGCAUAAGCCACCAUUGGAUAGUUAUGCAAAAGAAUUGGUGACGCGGCAUGUCACAUCAAUGUCUUCUCAUGGUCUUCGAAUCCUUGGUAUGGCAUCUGGACCUGACAUCACUAACCUUACCUUUGUAGGAUGUGUGGCAAUGUACGAUCCACCAAGAAAAGGAGUUGAUGACGCCAUUCGACAAUUAAUUAGCGGUGGUGUUAAAGUUGUUAUGAUAACAGGAGACUCUGACCAAACUGCACUUUCAAUUGCAAUUAAAUUGGGAAUCCCAGUUAACCCUACAUCAAAGUCAAGCUGUCUUACUGGAAGUGAUAUCGAAAAAAUGAAUGAAGAACAAUUGAAAGAUGUUAUUGGUAAUAUUUCGGUUUUUGCAAGAACAGCACCUAAACAUAAAAUGGCAAUAGUUCAGGCUCUACAGUCAAAUGGUGCAAUUGUGGCCAUGACAGGAGACGGCGUAAACGAUGCACCAGCUUUAAAAAUAGCUGAUAUAGGUAUUUCAAUGGGUAAAAGUGGCACAGAUGUUUCCAGAGAAGCCGCUGAUAUAAUAUUGAUAAAUGACGAUUUCACGACUAUUUUAGACGCAGUAAAAGAAGCAUUGACACUAAUAACGAUUUCUACAAUUUCGGGAUUACAAAAUCCUUUAAAUGCCAUGCAGAUUUUAUGGAUAAAUAUAUUAAUGGAUGGUCCACCUGCACAAUCCCUUGGAGUUGAGCCUGUUGAUGAAGACGUAAUGCGCCAACCACCCAGGAAAAAGAAUGCACCAAUACUUACUUCGGCAUUAAUUAUGAGGGUGUUGACUUCGGCAGCUGUUAUUGUUGCUGGUACAUUAUUUAUAUACGUUAAGGAAAUGCGCGACGGUAUUGUCACAGCUCGGGAUACGACUAUGACAUUCACAUGUUUUGUCUUAUUUGACAUGUUUAAUGCUUUGAGUUGUCGUUCGGAGAAAAAAUCAAUUUUGGAAUUGGGUCUAUUUUCAAAUACGAUGUUUAAUUUCGCAGUUCUUGGUUCAUUGAUCGGACAAUUGUGUGUUAUUUAUAUUCCAUUUUUCCAAGCAAUUUUUCAAACAGAAGCCCUAACUUAUUCAGAUAUGUUUUCGCUUAUCUUAUUGACAUCAUCAGUAUUUUGGAUCGAUUCAAUUCGUAAAUAUUAUCAAAAACAAAAAAACAAAUUAAAAGAAGAAAGCAUAGAAAUGAGAAUGGUGUAA
Messenger RNA from Funneliformis caledonium, 2613 nucleotides. NCBI's taxonomy places the organism in Eukaryota, Fungi, Glomeromycota, Glomeromycetes, Glomerales, Glomeraceae. The record is from the annotation of a GenBank genome assembly.